Colletes gigas is the source of this 843-nucleotide messenger RNA. Its product is annotated as immunoglobulin domain-containing protein oig-4-like. Lineage: Eukaryota; Metazoa; Arthropoda; Insecta; Hymenoptera; Colletidae. Gene Ontology annotation, cellular component: cell-cell junction. The coding region runs from base 179 to 733 and encodes 184 amino acids. Gene Ontology annotation, molecular function: cell adhesion molecule binding. The record is from RefSeq and is a predicted model, not a curated record. Gene Ontology annotation, biological process: cell-cell adhesion. The transcript is spliced from 4 exons.
GGAACUUGGUUGCAGUGAUAUUAUAUUAAAUAGACAUUAAGUAGAUUUGGAAUUCGUUGAUGACCGAGUUGCAAUAGGUGUCAAAGGAAUAAUCUGCACACGUACACGCUAUACAAGUGCAGUUCACCAGCAUUUGCCUAUACGUUUGUAAUAGAUAGGAGAGGACACUAGGGGAGUAAUGAGUAGGUGGCUGUCAGUUGCAUUGGAGUUCCGUGUGAUCAUCGUACGUUGCCUGUGCUCCACCGUCAUGUUACGUUUUAUGGUGAUACUAUUUCUGUUAAUCGUAUUGCUGCUGAACAGCCAGGAGGUUCUCGGUCGAAGGGGACGAGGCAGAGGUAAGACCAGAUCGCGUGUUCAGAUAGGAUUGCCUAUAACUGGAAAGUACCGUGAUCCAGAAAGUGAUCAAUAUUACAACAACCAUAACGGCGCAAAGAUAUUGUUGGCGUCGCACUUCGACUUGGAGUAUGUUUUAGGACACAAAAUCGCUUUCCUUUGUGUCGCACGUGGAAAUCCACGCCCGCACAUCACAUGGUUUAAAGAUGGUGCUGAGAUUUACACUCAUCUCUACCUACACGUGCACGAAUGGCAAGUUGGGACGGAUAAAGUAAAGUCAAAACUAGAGAUUGAUCCUGCUACUCAAAUGGAUGCUGGGGUCUACGAAUGCACAGCCGACAAUAUGUACAGCAUCGAUCGCAGGUCCUUCAAGACUGACUUUUCUAUUGCUUUCGAUUAGAUAUACAUCCCCUUAGUAGUUUAGAAAAAGUAAUCAUAGAUUAUAUCUUUAGGAGUAUGAAAUAAUCCUCCAGAUGUACAGCUUUUGUAUAUCAAAUUAGACAAUAAAUU